Saccostrea echinata is the source of this 1249-nucleotide messenger RNA. RefSeq names its product lysocardiolipin acyltransferase 1-like. The transcript has 5 exons. Lineage: Eukaryota; Metazoa; Mollusca; Bivalvia; Ostreida; Ostreidae. Gene Ontology annotation, molecular function: acyltransferase activity. The record is from RefSeq and is a predicted model, not a curated record. Bases 75 to 1166 code for a protein of 363 amino acids. Gene Ontology annotation, cellular component: endomembrane system.
CAUAUCGCGCCUGCUCAUAUAUGGUGGGCCGCAUUACGUGAUCACGUUUAGGUGUAAUUCGUUAUAAAUAAGUCAUGUCGCGUUUCAAAGGAAUUUUGUUUUCCUUUCUCAUGUUGUAUAGCAGCACUUUUGGUGCAAUUUUUUUCCUAACUCCUCUCAUCCCUUUGGUUUUCUUUCAACCAAAAGUGGGACGACAAAUGAUGGAUCAAAUGAUCUGGAUCUGGCAAAUUUAUGCUGUGUUUUUGAUUGAGAAACUGUGUGGGGUAAAGGUCGUGAUCACAGGAGAACCAGUGGGUUGUGACGAUAGCACCAUCAUCCUGAUGAACCACAGGACGCGCUUUGAUUGGCUAUUUAUCUUUUGUUAUAUCCUGAGACAUGGGCCUCUACGUAGAUUUAAGAUCAGCAUGAAAGACAUUCUAAAAUAUGUACCAGGGCCUGGUUGGGCAAUGCAGUGUGCUGGUUACCUCUUUCUGCAGAGAAAAUGGGAGGCUGAUAAAAAGAUUAUUUUGAGAUGCCUUACUUACUUUAGAAAGCUGGGAUACAAGCCUCAGAUUCUGUUUUUCCCAGAGGGAACAGAUUUAACUGCCAACACAAAAGCUCGGAGUAACAGGUUUGCAGAAAAGAAUAACUUGGAGCCCUAUGAAUAUGUGCUUCAUCCUAGAACUGCUGGUUUCUCAUUUCUGGUGGAAAAAAUGAGAGAAGUGAUCACUCUGGAUUCCAUUCUGGAUGUCACCUUAGGAUACCCAGAAAACAUUCCUCAGAAUGAAAUGGACAUUCUGGAAGGGAAGUUCCCUCGACAAGUUCACUUUCAUGUUCAGGCACACAAGGAGGCUGAGUUACCCAGAGACAGGGAGGGGGUAGAGAGGUGGUGUCAAGAAUGCUGGCAAAGGAAGGAAAAAAAACUGGAGGAAUAUUAUACGAAAACCAAAGUGUUCAGCAAUAAGCCAAUCCAAACCUGCGUUAGGGAUGAGCAAGAGGUGGAACACUUGUUCAAGUUUGCCUGUUUGUUCUGGACGGUGUUUGAGAUUUGUGUUAUAGUGUUUUUGAUUUAUGCUCCUGUUCUCAGAUGGUUUUCUUUGUUCUCUAUAAUCACAUAUUUGUUGAUUAGUAAAUAUGGUGGAAUCGAUGCUUUAUUAGACAGCGAGGCAUCAGAUUUGUCUAAAUGAGAAUCUGAUGUUCAAUCAAUAUACAUGUUUUGUAUAGGAUUUUUUAACUUUUGGAUGAAUGUGACACAUGUUUUUGUUUAAGU